This is a messenger RNA of Passer montanus (Eurasian tree sparrow), 1488 nucleotides long. Its product is annotated as zinc finger protein OZF-like. The record is from RefSeq and is a predicted model, not a curated record. Lineage: Eukaryota; Metazoa; Chordata; Aves; Passeriformes; Passeridae. The coding region runs from base 274 to 1488 and encodes 404 amino acids. The transcript has 2 exons.
GCUGGCCCAUGCUGGUGUCGUACUGGGAUCAUAAUGGCAUUGAUGGGGUUACACUUGGAGUGCCUGGCACAGUACUGGGAGUGUCUGGGAGCUACUGGGAUCAUAGUGGAGGUGACUGGCAUCAAACCAGACUCACACUGGGAGUGUUUGGGAGUUACUGGGAUUGUACUGGAGGUGACUGGACUUAUACUGGGAGCAACUGGGACCACAGCAGGGGCAAAUGGCAUCGUGUAAGGUGUGGCUGGGCUCAUACUGGAAGUGAUUGGGGCCACAAUGGACUCUUACAGAGAGGGACGAGAGGGAAGGAACCGUACAGGGGAUGACUGGGAGCCACUGGGACCAUGUCGGGGGCAGCUGGAUCCUACCGGGAGUGAUUUGGAGCAUACUGGGAGUGACCGGGAUCAUCCAGGGGGUGACCGAGAACCACCGGAGGGGCGGCGGCGGAGCUCGGAGGCGGCCCCGGCGCAGGAUUUGUCAUUCCCAUGGUGUGUCUGGAUGGAGGAAGAAAAGCCCUGGAGAUUCCGCACGAGGAGGGGCUGCAAACCCAGCCCAGGGAGCUGCGGGGAGCAAAGAGCCCCCCUGAGCCAGGAAGGUGGCCGGAGAUCCAGGCAGAGCUCAGAGCUGGUGGAGAAGCCUCAUGGCAGGGAGAAGCCCCACGAGUGCUUGGAAUGUGGGAAGGGUUUCAGCCGGCACUUUGACCUGAUCCAGCACCAGGUGGUCCACACUGGGGAACGGCCCUACGAGUGUGAGGAGUGUGGGAAGAGCUUCAGCCACAGCUCCAGCCUGAUCCGGCACCAGAGGUUCCACACUGGGGACCGACCCUUUAAAUGUGGGGAGUGUGGGAAGAGCUUCAGCCAGAGCUCCAGUCUGACUCAACACCAGAGGAUCCACACUGGGGAAAAGCCCUUUGAGUGUGGGGAAUGUGGGAAGAGCUUCAGCUACAAGCAGAACCUGAUGCAACACCAGGUGAUCCACACUGGGGAAAAGCCCUAUGAAUGUGGUAAAUGUGGGAAGAGCUUCAGGUGUAGCUCUGACCUGAGGAAACAUGAGAGGAUCCACACUGGGGAAAAGCCCUAUGAGUGUGGGGAGUGUGGGAAGAGCUUCAGCUUGAAGUGCCACCUGACGGAACACCAGAAGAUCCACUCUGGGGAAAAGCCCUACAAGUGUGGAGAGUGUGGGAAGAGCUUCAGAGAAAGCACGACCCUGAUUCGGCACCAGGUGAUCCACACAAGGGAACGGCCCUACACCUGCUUGGAAUGUGGGAAGAGCUAUGGGUGGCACUCCGACCUCAGAAAACACCAGCGCAUCCACACUGGGGAGAAACCCUACGAGUGUCCCCAGUGUGGGAAGAGGUUUCAAAGGAGCUGCGAUCUCCUCGUACAUGAGCGGAGUCACACAGAGGAGAGGCCCUUCCGCUGCCCCGACUGUGGGAAGGGCUUCAAGCACAACUCCAAUGCAUAUGCUCCCAUCCUGGAGAAUAAUUUUUGA